CUCCCUUGGGUUCGACAGGGAGGCCAGCAGCCAAUCAGGCUGGGAUUAGAGUUUCUACAGCCAAUGGUUCCAACCAGACACGCCCACUGCUUGUGACGCUCCAUUUCAGUACAGGAAAUAGAAAAGGUUGUUUUGCUUAUGCAGAAGAGAGGGCUGCAGCCCUACAGGUUUCACAGAAUUGUAUUAUCUGCUGUUUAAAGUAUUUUAGGUUGGGUACAAAUGAAGAUGGACGUCAGUGUCUCCGUGUCGUUCUUUCAAGACGAGCUCGCCUCUACCAUCGAGCACGCAGUGAAAGCGGCUGUAGACACCGUCUUGUGCCAAAUCACAAAAGUUGUCGGCGGCAAAUUCACUGAAUUCCGAAUGGAAAUGGCUGGAAAGGAGAAAGAGAAUGAAAGUCUGAAGCUGAGAUUGGAAAUAUCAGAGAGCGAGUUGAAAGCAGUGCGGGAAUGCAUGAACGCUGCAGAUGCAGACAUUAAACAACCUCUCAGAAACAUGAACCCCGACUGCAAUGAACAAGACUUUCAGAGGAACGAGAACCAGGGAUUAUUUCACGAUCCCACAGAGAGCCAUGCUGUGCCUAAAUCUGAAGCACAGGAGGGGCCAAGGAUAGAAGUAGUUCACACACAAGAGUCCUUUGACCAGGUGUGGUAUGCAAGUCUAAAGCAGGUUACAGAGCUGACAUGUGUUAAAGAUGAAGAGGUCCCUCGACUGGAAUGUGUUCCUAUUAAAGAGGAAUUCAUAGAACAGGAAUGUAUCCCCAUCACAGAGGAAGUUCCUACUGAAAAUAAUGUCUGUACACUUGAGGAGAACAACCAGCUGGGAUCCAGCCUGUGUGAUGAUUGUCCACCUGAAUGUGAACUGGGAUUUAGAGCUGCUGAAGGAAAUCACGCAGGAGGGACUCAAUUUCCCUGUGCUGAUUGUGGGAGGAGAUUCAGUUGUUUUUCACAUCUAAAAAUCCACCAGCGUGUUCACACAGGAGAGAAACCUUAUCACUGUACUGAGUGUGGGAGGAGUUUCACGCUGUUACAAAAUCUUAAAAGACACCAUCGCAGUCACACAGGAGAGAAACCUUAUCACUGCACUGAGUGUGGGAGGAGUUUCACGUUGUUACAAAAUCUUAAAAUACAUCAUCGCAGUCACACAGGAGAGAAACCUUAUCACUGCAGUGAGUGUGGGAAGAGAUUCACACAGUUAGGACAUCUUCAAUCACACCAGCGCAUUCACACAGGAGAGAAACCUUAUCACUGUGUUGAGUGUGGGAGGAGAUUCACACAUUUAAGUUCCUUGAAAAUCCACCAGCAGACUCACAAAAAAAUAAUCUUAUCUGUGUAGUGAAUGUCUGAAGAGUUUCAGUCACUUAUCAAACCUUAACCCUUUGCGGUCCUCUGUCGGACCUGGUCCGACAUUGCAAUUUUCCGUUCCCGGUCCAAUGACAUCAUCAAAAUGACGCCAAAAACAGGUCUCUAAUCGUUUUUUCUCCGGAAAAAGCCGAGAAAACCAUUCAAUGGCCGAGUGAGAUCGAUAGGAGCCAAGAGAAGCCGAAAAAAAUUGGCGUAUCUCAGAAUACAGGCACCACAUAGAUAACAAGGACAUAAACAAACAAGAUAGCUGCUUCUGCAUCCAGCGCUCAGAGAAUAUCACAGACAUUUGCAUGGCUUUAUUUAGGUGUUAUAGUAAUAAAAUAAUGACUUGGAUUGCAUUAUUGAGGAGUUUGGUGAUAAAACGAGUGAUCAGGAGAUGAUUUAUCGGUAUGCACUACUAUGAAGAGGUAUGUGAAAAAUACAGUGAACAAGGGGUGGGGCGGGGCUGGAGAUGCAGUACUGAGUGUCCUGUUGAUAUGCAGUGCCUUUUAAACCUGUUUUACUGUGAAAAAAAUACUUUUAAACAGAGCAUCUAAAAUAAACUGCGCGUGUAAAAAUAAUUUGGACCUGAUGCUCCUGAGACGCACUGAAUAAAUGGACCACAAAGGGUUAAGAGACGCCAGAAAAUUCACACGAGAGUGAAGCCCUAUCCCUGCUCUGAAUGUGGGAGGAAGUUCAAUCAGUUACAGGCUCUUGAGGGACACAAGAGAAUCCACAGAAUUUCAGACACUUCAGGACACCUAAACACAAGGAGUAAAUCUGACUAAAAUACAGAAAUAAUUACUGAAAACAAAAGAAUAAACUUGCUCCUAAUCAUUUCAGAUCAAAAACGUACUCUCACGGAUGAAAACUACGACAUCUUGUUUGGACCAUUCAACAUCGUGUUGACUUUUCUGAUAUCGUUACGUCACUUUAGUAAUCUGAAAUAGAUUGUAAUUGCGUCUGCAGGAUUCCACUUUUGUCUCCUGCAUUGCUGACUCUUAGUUUGAACGUUAGGAUUAUUGUAUGCAACUCUCCACUAGUGACCAAUUCUCCAGCUCUUUCAAGUCCACGCUAAGCUUUGAUCACCUCAAACAUAGUUUUGUUGUUGUCAGGCUCUGUCUGCAUUAUAGCACCCCCUGUGGCAGGGCAGAAGAGCCCUGAGUGUGAUUAGUGGGGCGGGGCAAAACUAUGCUGAUGAAAUGAAUUAUUAUUUAAAAGAAACGUAUUUGUUUGGUGUUUAUUUAAAUGGGUGAUGUUAUUGGUGCUGUAUGUAAACGUGUUUUGUGUUUAUUUAACCCUUUACGGUCCAUUGUCGGACCUGGUCCGACAUCAUUAUAGAAAUGCAAAAAACAGGUUUCUAGUCGUUUUUUCUCCGGAAAAAAGCCGAGAAAACCAUUCAAUGGCCUAGUGGGAGCGACAGGAGCCGAGACAAGACGAAAAAAAAAGGCAUAUCUCAUGAAUAGUCAUACAUGGCCCUGGUAUCAGAUAAUGGGGCGGUCAUAAGUAAACAAGCUGGCUGUUUACUGCGCACAGAGAACACGGACAUUUGCAGAGCUUUUUUGAGAUGUUAUAGUAAUAAAAUAAUGACUUGGAUCGCAUUAUUGAGGAGUUUGGUGAUAAAACGAGUGAUCCGGAGAUGAUCGAUCGGUAUGUACGACUAUUAUUAUUAUUAUUAUUUAUUUCUUACAUAGGUGAAAGCUAUAGCGAACGAAAAGGUGGGGCGGGGCUGGAGAUGCCUAGUGAGUGCUUUGUUGUUAUGCAGGGCCUUUUAAACCCGUUUGACUGUGGAAAAAAAUACUUUUAAACAGUGCGUCUAAAAUUAACUGCGCGUGUGAAAAUAAAUUAGACCUGACGUGCCUGACGCGAUAAAUAAAUGGACUGCAAAGGGUUAAAAACGUGAGGUUUGUGUUUUUUUUGUUUGGCAGCGUGGAUGGGGUUAUCGACCCGUCCCUCUAAUCUCGUACAGAAUGCGACCAUCUCCAAAUGGAUUCCAAAGUGUUAAUUUGGAGAUGGUCACGCAGAUAGAAACCUGCAGCAUUUGCUGAACGAGAGAGAGAGAGAGAGAGAGAGAGAGAGAGAAACAGAAACAGAAACAGAAACAGAAAGUAAAAGUAAUCCUUGCUGAUCGUGCUGGAAGGACCGGCACGGUGCUUGUUUGGUGGAGGGAUCUUUGGUUUGUUUUGUGAGAUUUGUUUUGUUACACCUGUUUAUUUUGCUCUGUGUUUGUUGUUUUUGUAUAACCUUUUGACUUAUUUUUGUGUUAAUAAAUACAUCAACCCGCAGUC
This is a messenger RNA of Acipenser ruthenus (sterlet), 3628 nucleotides long. Its product is annotated as zinc finger protein 239-like. Gene Ontology annotation, molecular function: RNA polymerase II cis-regulatory region sequence-specific DNA binding; DNA-binding transcription factor activity. Lineage: Eukaryota; Metazoa; Chordata; Actinopteri; Acipenseriformes; Acipenseridae. Gene Ontology annotation, biological process: regulation of transcription by RNA polymerase II. The record is from RefSeq and is a predicted model, not a curated record. Bases 220 to 1332 code for a protein of 370 amino acids. The transcript is spliced from 3 exons.